Messenger RNA from Rhopalosiphum maidis (corn leaf aphid), 3669 nucleotides. RefSeq names its product 5-hydroxytryptamine receptor 2B (gene 5-HT2A). The record is from RefSeq and is a predicted model, not a curated record. NCBI's taxonomy places the organism in Eukaryota, Metazoa, Arthropoda, Insecta, Hemiptera, Aphididae. Bases 508 to 2589 code for a protein of 693 amino acids. Gene Ontology annotation, molecular function: G protein-coupled serotonin receptor activity; serotonin binding; neurotransmitter receptor activity. Gene Ontology annotation, biological process: serotonin receptor signaling pathway; G protein-coupled receptor signaling pathway, coupled to cyclic nucleotide second messenger; chemical synaptic transmission. Gene Ontology annotation, cellular component: membrane; dendrite. The transcript is spliced from 8 exons.
CUUUGCCGACCGCAACCGACUACACCAUAUUAUACGACAGCAGUGGGCUCACGCCAAUAAUAACGCAAUCGUCGUGGAUUUUUUUUCGGUUUGAAAACCAUUUUUUUAUUUUCAAGUCGUUUUCCUCUGGAAUAUUCAUAAACCUUCCGUAUUUUCCUGACCAGCCUCUCCACUCCACAACACACACACACGCACACAUACACACCUACUGGAAUCGGAAUCCACGCGUUCAGGACAUUGUCCUGCAGCUGUGGCUGUUGCAGUGGUCUACAUUAGUGGAAACUACAAACAAAAGCAAUCAACAUCGUUAUUUCAUUAACGCGAUAUAAUACUAUUUUCCUUCUCCACUGCUAUUAUAUUCCAUCAACAUGUGUUCUGAAAAUAUGUUAAACACGGCACAUGACCGUGGCAUGGUUUCGCGGGUCUAAUGUUAACUGCACUUGAGGUUUACGAUUGGAGCACGUGGACAAAUUCUCGAGUCUCGUGCGUUGAACAGAAGAAAAUGUAAUGGGCAGCGGUCACGAUGACGGAGCUGGAAAGGUGUGGUUGGCGCAGGUCAUCUGCCGACUGGUGUACUCCGUGUACCAAGACAACGGCAACUAUUACAACAACGGUUCGGCGACGACCGCGGCCAGCACCGCCGCCGCUGCAGCCGCGGCCGCCACCGCCACCACCGCGGCCACCGCCGCCGCCGUAGCGGUGGCCGGCACCGAGAUGGUGAUGACCGCGACGACAAACGGGAACAAGUUGUUGGUGACCGAGGCCCGGGUCGACAGGCUGGACUGUGGGGGCACGUGGACGCUGGACUGUCGGCGGGCGGCGGGAGCGCUAGCCUGUACCGACGCGCUGUCCGGGGCCACCGACGCCGACGUCAGGCUGUACCUGCCCGCCAGACUGUCGGCCCACUUCGACGGACAGCCGGCCGUGUCCGUCGGCCUGCCCGAAACGGCCCGCGGCAACGCCGUCACCGUUGUCCGUUGUGAUGGUGACGGUGGCGGCGGCGGCGGCGGCGGCGGCGGCGGCGGUGGUGGCCACGACCAUCGCGACGACGUCAACCAGGUGACAUGUUCGAUAAGCGGCGAACAGUGGCCGCGCGCCACCGUCGCCGCCGCUGCCGACAAUGAUAGGGACGACCACCAACGUUGGUACAACUGGAAGUAUCUAUUCGUUGUCGUGUUCAUCGCUUCCGGCGGCGUGGGCAACAUACUCGUCUGUCUGGCCAUAUGCUUGGACAGGCAGCUACAGAACGUCACCAACUACUUUCUCCUGUCCCUGGCCAUCGCCGACCUGCUGGUGUGCCUGUUCGUCAUGCCGCUCGGCGCCAUACCAGGAUUCUACGGUGAAUGGCCUCUGGGCGUAGCUUGGUGCAACGUGUAUGUCACGUGCGACGUGCUGGCGUGCAGUUCUAGCAUUAUGCACAUGUGUUGCAUAUCGCUGGGAAGAUACCUGGGCAUAAGACAUCCACUCAGGACCAGGCAUCACUAUUCCACCAUGAAAUUAGUGUGUUUCAAAAUUGCGAUCGUCUGGUUUUUAUCAUUUUUGGUGUCGUUUUCCGUUACGCUUCUCGGUCUAUACAAUCCUAAGAACAUUAUGCCGGAUCCAGGGGUUUGUGUAAUCAACAAUCGAGCUUUUUUCGUUUUUGGUUCACUAGUCGCAUUUUACAUACCGAUGAUCAUUAUGGUAGUCACGUAUGCCCUUACUGUUCAGUUGUUGCGGAAAAAAGCCAGAUUUCUAUUGGACGACAGUUUCGUGGACGGCCGGAGGAACGGAUCGUCGGCGGAACCGCAUCUGUUCAGACGUUUGGGCGGCCGGUUUUCGGCAAACAAAAACCAGAACAAUGUGACCGGGCGGUUACAGCCGGGAAAAAACAUCAACAAACAGUGCGAUCAACAGUCACAGUUACCCGCCGACGCGGUUUCCGCUGGCGCCAGCGACUCCAGGAAUUUCCGGUUGAAGACGCUCAGACUUCAGCUGAACAUGAACCCGUCGACACUGAAUUUGAGAUUUCUCGCCAACAGACAGAAGCGACAAAGUCUAGCUGCCGCCAACGCCGUAAGAACCGAACAAAAGGCCAGCAAAGUAUUGGGAGUCGUGUUCUUCACGUUUGUGUUAUGCUGGUCGCCAUUCUUCUUGUUGAACAUAGUGUUUGCCGUCUGCCCGAAGGAAGACUGUCCGGUGCCCGACCACGUGACCGAAGUGUGUCUGUGGUUGGGAUACGUGUCUUCCACGAUAAACCCGAUCAUCUAUACGAUAUUUAACAAAACGUUUAGAGCCGCAUUUAUCAGGUUGCUCAAGUGCCGAUGUCACAAGACCAGACCCCACCGAUACAGAUCGGUGACGGACAACCGACACUCUGCUCUGAUAAGCACUCCGUCCGGGGCGGCCGCCGGAGCCGCCUCUGUGCCGUUGUCUCUGUCGCUCCAGACCACGCCACUGACCACGUCGCCGCCCGUGAACGACGCCACCACUACUACUUUCGCCGACACAGCCAUCGCCGCCAUCGCUGCGUCCAAGAGAACACCAUCCGCGCCCAAGUAUCCAGACUCGUUUCGCGUCCAAGAAUGCCCGGAAGACACGGCCAAGUAUUGAACCCGAGCGGUGGUAGUUUCCGCUCAGACGAUGUUGUCUAGAAUCCCAAACAUAUACGAGUACCUAUAUAUUAUUAUUGUGUUAUCACAAUAUUAUAACGAUAAUAUAUAAUAUUAGAUCUCAUAAUGAUAUAUGUGAUUUUAAGUCCGAUCGGACCGAGUUGUUCGAGUAUACGACGCAUAUAUACCUUCAUAUUAUAAAGGACGUGUAAUAGAAGGGAUUUACUGAUGUAAUAUUGACUUGCUAUAAUAAUAUUAUUUAAGAAUUUUUCUCGUAAUCAAUUUUUCAAUUUUUUUUUUUUAAUAUAUUAUAAUAAAAAAAUCGUAUUGUUGAUUAGAACAAAAGUCAUCGCAUAUAGUUGGUUAAUAUUACAUUUCUCAGUUAAUUACUAAAGUUGUAUACGGCAGCUGUAAAUGAAUACACGGAUUGUCAAUUCUGGAUUCACUUCCGCCGACGACCCGUGUUUAAACCGUGGUAAUACAUAAAACCGGAGUUAUUAUAAAUAAUUAUUAUUAUUAUUAUUAUCAUCGUAUUAAUAAUAGACAUAUCACAGUAUGCGUCCACUCUUCUUUCUUUCUUUCUUUCUUUCCUCCUCCCAUCCUCACACGCUCCUUGCCUGUGCUCUCACUCUCCCGGAGACGUCUACACACUCGUAUCUAUGUUUUUUCGUACGGUGUAAAUCGGGGGUUUAUUCGCGCGCGGGAAAUAUAAACGACCGCCGACGAUGGAAAAGGUCAAUCAAUCUUUAUGAAUACCCUAACCGUAAGAAAAACGCACACGCACCGGAGACCGAGAAGUAAUAUUAUAUGAAAUAUCGCACCUCUCGGGCGGAUGAAAAAAAUGAAAUAAAAUAAUAAUAACGCACUGCGGUUUUCGGUCGUUAAAUUGAUGAGCACUGGGCCUAAAAAUCCGAGUAUAGGAUAUCGGUUUAACGAGUUUCGUCAGACGGGCGGGAGAAACAAGAGCUCGACGAAUUCUUCGCAUAAAUAACUAUUAUAUUACUAUUAUUAUUAUUAUUAUUAUUACAUAUUUGUGAAAAAAUAUUUUAUAAGUGUGUUUUUCAUUUUCAUUUUCGUUAUU